AUGGAUGGUAUUGUUGAAGAAGCACAAGUCAACGAACCAAGCUACCUUCGACUGGCAGUUAGAAGAGAAACCCUGAGACUCCACCCAACAGCCCCACUGCUGCUGCCUAGAGAGGGCCAGUCGACAUGCCACGUGGAGGGCUACGAGAUCCCGGCGGGGACCCGGAUCAUCGUCAACGCAUGGGCGAUCGCGCGGGAUCCCAAGUACUGGUCGGAGCCGGAACGGUUUGUGCCGGAGCAGUUCGCAGCGCCCGGCGACGCAGAUUACAAGGGGACCAACUUCGAGUACCUGCCGUUCGGAUCGGGGCGGCGGAUGUGCCCCGGGAUGGUGUUCGGCCUCGCCAGCGUGUCCGUGGCCCUCGCGGAGCUGCUCCGCCGAUUCGACUGGCGGGUGCCCGAAGGGACGACGACGGCGGAGGAGCUCGACAUGGAGGAGACCGGCGGCGCCACCGCCAUGCGGAGGGUCGACCUGGUCUUGGUGGCCACUACCAGGGAUCCAAAGUGAACGGAGACUGACGUGCUAGAAGAAAUGUUUUCCGUAGACAAUACUGCAGGGCAUAUAAUCUACCUGCUUUUAAGGAGGAUAUGCCCAAACUAUUACUAUCUCCACAGUAGGGCGCCUGAUAGGGAUUUGAGGAUUAUAGAUUCGAGUCCCACACUCCCACGUGACGGACUCUAGAUAUACAGUGAUUGGAAGGAGCCUAGCGCACGAUUCUCUAAGACCGAAAUGUUUUUCUUUACUAAGAAUAAUGUAAUUGAAUAGAUCACAAUUGCCGAACCUCUACUAAAAAAAAGUACAAAUAUAGAAAUGCUGCUGUGAGCAAUAAUCUGUCUUCUUACUGCUGGUAAGUGUAUACAGAGAUUAAAAUACUUUUCUUAAAAGAGUUUAAAAGUCUAUUCGCCCAACAU
Molecule: messenger RNA, 908 nt
Organism: Ananas comosus (pineapple)
Lineage: Eukaryota; Viridiplantae; Streptophyta; Magnoliopsida; Poales; Bromeliaceae
Product: cytochrome P450 71D10-like
Exons: 1
Coding region: 1-504 (167 amino acids)
Molecular function (GO): monooxygenase activity; iron ion binding; oxidoreductase activity, acting on paired donors, with incorporation or reduction of molecular oxygen
Source: RefSeq, a predicted model, not a curated record